AUGGAAAAAAGAACAGAAGAAGAAAAAAAAAAGAAGGUGACUCCCCAGCUGAUGCUGGCUGUGGGGACCGCUGUGAUUGGCUCACUCCAGUUUGGCUACAACACUGGUGUCAUCAAUGCUCCUCAAAAUAUCAUUGAGAGCUUCUACAAUGAGACGUGGAGUGACAGGUUUUCAGAGCCCAUCUCUCAGAGUACUUUAACAGCUCUGUGGUCACUGUCUGUGGCCAUCUUCUCUGUGGGAGGAAUGUUCGGCUCCUUUUCCGUCGGCCUCUUUGUCAACCGCUUCGGCAGGAAGAACUCUAUGCUCGGGGCCAACGUGCUCGCCUUUAUUGCUGCUGCAUUUAUGGGCUUCUCCAAGAUGGCUGCUUCAUUUGAGAUGCUUAUCAUAGGACGUUUCAUAGUGGGUCUCUUCUCCGGCCUAUCCACUGGCUUUGUGCCCAUGUAUGUUGAGGAAAUCUCACCCACGUCCCUCCGUGGAGCAUUAGGAACUCUGCAUCAGCUGGGUGUAGUGAUUGGCAUUCUCAUGGCUCAGAUCUUUGGAAUUGAAUCCAUUAUGGGGAAUGCCUCAUGGCCCCUCCUGUUAGGUUUCACUCUGCUGCCGGCUAUGCUGCAGUGUGCCCUGCUGCCCCUCUGCCCUGAGAGCCCCCGCUACCUCCUCAUCAACUGCAACGAGGAGAGCAAAGCACACAGCAUCUUGGUGAAGCUGCGGGGCACUGAGGACGUGAGUGAGGACAUGCAAGAGAUGAAGGAGGAGAGCCAGCAGAUGAUGAGGGAGAAGACGGUGACCAUCCCUGAGCUGUUCCGCUCGCCCAUGUACCGCCAGCCCAUCUUUGUUGCCAUCAUGCUGCAGCUCUCCCAGCAGCUGUCUGGAAUCAAUGCUGUGUUUUACUACUCAACUGUCUUUGAGCGAGCAGGAGUGUCCCAGCCCGUCUAUGCAACCAUUGGUGCAGGAGUGGUCAACACUGCCUUCACUGUGGUUUCUUUGUUUGUGGUGGAGCGUACAGGAAGGAGACCACUUCACCUCAUCGGUUUGAUGGGAAUGGCAGUUUCGGCAGUUUUUCUAACUGUUGCCAUGGCGUUGUUGGAUGAGUUCAAAUGGAUGUCCUAUAUCAGCAUUGUGGCUAUCUUUAGUUUUGUUGCCUUUUUUGAAAUUGGCCCCGGCCCUAUCCCCUGGUUCAUCGUGGCUGAGCUCUUCAGCCAGGGGCCCCGACCUGCUGCCAUUGCAGUUGCUGGUUUCUCCAAUUGGUCGGCCAACUUCUUAGUGGGGAUGUGCUUCCAAUAUGUUGAGCAACUCUGUGGCCCCUAUGUCUUCAUCAUCUUCACCGUCCUGCUGCUUGGCUUCUUCAUCUUCACCUACUUCAAGGUGCCAGAGACGAAGGGCCGCACCUUCGAUGAGAUUGCAGCAGGUUUCCGUCAGUCAGCUGGUCAUGGUGCUGACAAGUACUCAGCCCCUGAAGAGUUCAACACCCUGAGGGGGGACGACCCUGACCUCUGA
Plectropomus leopardus (leopard coralgrouper) is the source of this 1494-nucleotide messenger RNA. NCBI's taxonomy places the organism in Eukaryota, Metazoa, Chordata, Actinopteri, Perciformes, Serranidae. The record is from RefSeq and is a predicted model, not a curated record.